UUGUUACAGUAUUCCAAAAAAUUCAGUUUAUUUAAGGAAUGUAGACAAUGCGCAAACAAACGUAGAAAAUAAAAGUCCAUUUGUGAUCACAAUACGAUAAUUUAGGAAGAUAGUGAUGUAAUGUAAUACUUAUUUAAUUGCAUAAUAUUUCCUGAGAUACUCGGAUAGUAAUAAACUUUACUUUAAGCGUAAUUCGAUUAAUUGUACAAAUGUAAUUAUUUCAAUUCGCAAGAUGGGGUCAGAUGAAAGAUGCCGUGGUGAAAUGUGGCAUAGAAACGCCGAUGAACGAUACGCUAUGGUACCCGGGUUGUUCAAUAAUAACUAAUAGAUAUAUUUACAACGUUCUGAGUGUAAUUCCGUAUAUUUUGCCUGCGUUCAUCAUAGAUAUCUUUUUAAGACUCCGAGGUAGUAAACCAAUAAUGAUGAAACUUCUAAAAAAUGGCAACAAACUGUUCACAUCGGUAGUGCAUUUCACCUUGAACGAAUGGACUUUUCAACAGGAUAACUGUUCCGACUUGGCCAGGAAGGUGAAAAUAUUGAAUGACAGCGAUAUGGUCAAACUAGAUUUACGGGAUAUGAAUUGGGAGAAGUACGUUGCAACUUACCUGAUGGGAAUUAGGAAAUUUAUUCUAAAACAAGAGUUUAAGUCAACAGCCCGACAACGAUUAUCAAAGUUGUACUGGGUACAUCAGAUCACCAAAACAUCCGGUAUAAUAAUUUUGCUAAGGAUAAUACUAUGUUUAGUGUACUGACUAUUUUACUGUUUUCUCUUCGAACCAAGAACAAUAUGAAUAGAAUUUUAUAAAUGAGGGAUUCAUCAUUCCUUUCAUUUUGUCUUUCCACUCGUUUCAUUUCUAAAUGAAUUCAUUUAUGACAUUGCUUAAUAAGGAUGUAUGUAUUUAUAUACACACGGUUUCUGAUUUAUCAUACAUGACAAUACCUUUACUCCUCGAUGUUUCUAGUACAAUAACAUCUGCGAACGUUAAUACAUCACCUUUAAGUGUUUGUUUAAAGAUGAUUUCUACAUAAAAAUUCUGCGGCAUGUCUUUACGUUAUGCUAAACAACAAAAUAAUUUAUAUAGAGAAAAAUUGUAUUAUUGUAAUAUCGUAGAAUAGCUUUGAUUGGAGAUCGGCUGAAAUUAGAAAACAUCGUGUACGUCGUCUUUUUGUGGUUUGUUUACAUCCAAGAGCGCCUAGUAACAGUGACGCGAGAAAAGAUAAGCAGCGUCAAAACAGAAGUACGGUUUCAUAUUUCAAGGAGUGGCAAUCGAGAGGCCAGAGUAUGUGAGCCGAAAAGUGUGUGUGUGUGUGUGUGUGUGUGUGUGCGUGCGCGCGCGCGCGCGUGCGUGUGAGAGAAGACGAGAGCAAGAGCGAGCACGACCGAGCAGGAAUGCAUUGGCGAGGGUCAGAGUUGAUCGAGACGUCGAAGCAUAGAGUCGGUAGAAUUGAGUUGCGAGUGUUGUCGAGUGUUAGAGUUGCUAGUGAGAGAGAGAGAGAGAGAGAGAGAGAGAGAGAGAGUUAUCAAAUAGUUGUCAAGUUAUUUGAUGUAAAUACGAGCGUUGCAUUUAGUUUUCCUGUUAAUCAAACAUCGUUUCUCUGUCUCACUAAUAUCUGUAUUUUCAAUCCAUUAUUAAUAAAUUAUAAUUAAUCGGACAAAAUUACACCUUUAAUAUAUUCCGAUAUUACAAUAUUUACUACUAAUAAUUUCUAUAUUAAAUCUGUUCACUGAAAAUAAAUAUUAUUCCGUAUAA
Messenger RNA from Bombus huntii, 1751 nucleotides. Its product is annotated as putative fatty acyl-CoA reductase CG5065. The transcript is spliced from 3 exons. The record is from RefSeq and is a predicted model, not a curated record. Lineage: Eukaryota; Metazoa; Arthropoda; Insecta; Hymenoptera; Apidae. Bases 243 to 752 code for a protein of 169 amino acids.